Molecule: messenger RNA, 447 nt
Organism: Lodderomyces beijingensis
Lineage: Eukaryota; Fungi; Ascomycota; Pichiomycetes; Serinales; Debaryomycetaceae
Source: the annotation of a GenBank genome assembly
AUGCCAGCUGUUGAGGAGAGGAGACUCAAGAGAGCGAACAAUCAACCACAAAGCCAGCAAGACACGUUGUCGCUUGCCGGCACGGCCUAUGGCCCAAAUGUGGAUUCACCACUAGCUGCUGUGGCAAUGAGGAUAAGGAAAGCUGUGAGCGAGGGCUACAACACGGGAGACGGCAACUUUGGCGGCAAUUACCAACGCGUGCCGCUCCCCAACCACUUGUCGCAACCGCCGCUGUUGAGUUCGUCGCAAUCAACGAGAACCGUGUCGAAUUUGGAAGAAUGGGAUAGCUACUACAGGAUUGAAAACGCUCCUAUCUGGACACUUGACGGUCAUGGAAAGGAAACGUCUCAUUUAAAGAGAAGAUAUGAAGAUUCCCCUGGCGGUCAGCCUGAAAUAGCUCAGUACCAAGCUAAAUAUGGCGAGUUACACUUUAACGAAGAAUUUUGA